Molecule: messenger RNA, 462 nt
Organism: Echinostoma caproni
Lineage: Eukaryota; Metazoa; Platyhelminthes; Trematoda; Plagiorchiida; Echinostomatidae
Source: the annotation of a GenBank genome assembly
AUGGUUGAUACCAUGUACUACAAGUCCAAAAGCUACGCGGAAGAUUUGACAGAGGGCAAAUUCAGUUUUCCGAUUGUUCAAGCUAUCCGCAAUUCUCCGCAAGACAGUCAAGUCAUGAGCAUUGUUUCUCAGCAUACGACUGAUAUUGCCUUGAAACGAUAUUGUAUUCAACAUAUGGCUGAAUUGGGUGCCUUAGAUCGCACGGUGGAGGCCUUGGCCGAAUUGGAAUCCCGGUGUCACGAUCUUAUUCGUGAGUACAAUGGCAACAAACACCUGUCCGAAUUUGUUCAUGGUCUGGCUCGACUGUAUCGAACACCGGAUAACCAACUCCGACGACACACUCCGGAAGAGUUCGAGCAUCAUCCGAGCCCGAAGCAUGCACACGCGAACACGAACCCGUGUGAUCGGUCGCGAAAACCGUGUAUGAACAGCACUACGACAACUAGCAAUUCGCACAGUUAG